GACAGCUGGUCACUCUGAAAGUCUGUUAAACUAAUCAUGUACAGGAACUUGGUAGUUCUGGCCGUCCUGGCCUUCUGCCUUGUCUCUGCUGAAUAUUACACUGUUCAAACGGCUGACAAAGUGUUUUUAUUAAAACAAAAGAAGAUAUACAACCUUUUGUAUCACAUUUCACAACCAGACAUCGUCAAUCCUGAUUUAUAUACUGAAGGUCAACAAUAUAGUAUUGAAGCCAACAUCGAUUCUUAUACCAAUCAAGAUGCUGUGAAAGAGUUCCUAUAUCUAUACAAACAUGGAAUGCUACCACGUGGCAACGUUUUCUCAGUCUAUUAUCCUAAAGUCCUAAAAGAAUCGAUAGCUUUGUUCCGUUUGUUCUAUUAUGCCAAAGAUUUUGAUGUCUUCUACAAAACAGCAUUGUGGGCUCGCAUAUAUAUAAAUGAAGGCCAAUUUGCUUAUGCUCUUUACAAUGCUGUCAUUCGACGUCCAGAUACUGUUUAUAUUCAACUUCCACCUCUCUAUGAGAUGUAUCCUUAUGCAUUUUUCAAUUCUGAAGUUCUUCAAAAGGCAAAUCACGCAAAGGUCUUUGGUAAACUAGAUUCGCAAAAGUCACUUGGAUAUGACACAUACAUUAUCCCAGCGAACUAUUCUGGCUGGUAUUACAAACAAGAAUAUGAUGGAGAGAGCAAACUAAAUUAUUUCACUGAAGAUAUUGGUUUGAACUUGUAUUACUUCUACUUCAGACAACAAUACCCCUUCUGGCUGAAAAGCGAAGAAUUUGAAUUCCCGGUUUAUCGUGGGGAAGAAUAUUUGUACGGACACAAACAAAUUAUGGCACGUUACCACUUAGAACGUUUAUCAAACGGUCUUGAGAAGGUAGAAGAUUUUGACUGGUCCCAAGAAUUCUAUCCUGGAUAUUAUCCAACCUUGACUUAUCACAACGGCCUGCCAUUCGUACAACGUCCACGCUGGAGUACGUUCCCAUUUUACAAAUACAAAUAUAUCAAGGAUGUACGCGAGAUGGAAUCACGUAUCACUGGUGCCAUUGAUUCUGGUUUUGUCUGGGAUAAAAAUGCCAAAAUGGUCAAUAUUAAUAGUCCAAAUGGUAUUAAUAUUCUUGGAAAUUUAAUUGAAGGUAAUGCGGAUUCAUUCAACUACGAUUUCUACGGAAGCUUAGACUAUUAUGCUAGAAAGAUUCUUGGAUAUAACGUGGAACCUGCAACACCGUACCAAAUUAUACCAAGCGCUCUUGAAGAUUAUGCUACAUCUUUAAGAGAUCCAGCUUUCUAUCGGCUCUACAAGAGGAUCAUCUAUUAUUACUACAGAUACAAAGUACGUCAGGAGCCUUAUACUAAGGAUAUGGUUGUUUUCCCAAGUUUCAAAGUUGAAUCCUUCGCUGUGGACAAAUUGUCAACUUACUUUGAUCAAUUUGAUACAUCCCUUAACAACGGUUUGGUGGUUGAGAGCCAAAAAGAAGCUGAGAGCUACGUUAUCAAAGCAAGACAAUAUCGUCUCAAUCACAAACCAUUCAAUUUCCAUAUAACCAUUAAUUCUGAAAAAAGUGCCAAAGUAGCUAUUCGCAUUUUCCUCGGACCUAAAUAUGAUGCACGUCAUAGAUUACUUAAUUUUGAAGAAAACUUCAAAUAUUUCUAUCAGAUUGACAACUGGAUACUUGAUUUAAAUGCCGGUAUAAACAAAAUCGACAGAAGCAGCAAAGACUGUUACUACUUAUCUCCUGAUCCGGAACCUGGUGAAGUUUUCUACAAGAAGAUCGAAAAGGCUUUGGAUGGCUCAGAAACCCUUAAAUACAACGAAAGAGUUUAUGGAUUCCCAGAAAGGUUGCUUCUCCCUAAAGGAAAACCAGAAGGUUUCCCAUUACGUAUGUUUAUCUAUGUCAGCCCAGUAUUAGAUGAACCUAAAAUUUACUCGUCUCGAAUCUUCGGUGAUUACAAAUUUGACGAUAAACCUGCUGGAUUCCCCUUGGAUAAACCAACCGUUAAUUUCCACUAUGACGGAUCUAACAUGUUAUUGAAAGAUGUUUUCGUUUUCCACAAGGAUGAAACUGAAAAGUUUUAACAAAAUAAUUAUUUGAUUUAUCAUUUACGUAAUUCAUUACAAAAAUGUUAAUUUUUAUUAG
Polistes dominula (European paper wasp) is the source of this 2131-nucleotide messenger RNA. RefSeq names its product hexamerin 70a (gene Hex70a). Lineage: Eukaryota; Metazoa; Arthropoda; Insecta; Hymenoptera; Vespidae. The record is from RefSeq and is a predicted model, not a curated record.